Messenger RNA from Salvia splendens (bonfire salvia), 1232 nucleotides. Its product is annotated as transcription factor MYB16. The transcript is spliced from 3 exons. NCBI's taxonomy places the organism in Eukaryota, Viridiplantae, Streptophyta, Magnoliopsida, Lamiales, Lamiaceae. Bases 75 to 1007 code for a protein of 310 amino acids. The record is from RefSeq and is a predicted model, not a curated record.
UCACAUCCAUCCAUCUAGGCUUCCAUCAACAUUCAACCCCACCCUCUUUUCUCUUCUCUUCUCUUUAACCAAACAUGGGAAGGUCCCCAUGCUGCGAUAAGGUCGGCUUGAAGAAAGGCCCGUGGACCCCCGAAGAAGAUCAGAAGCUUCUAGCGUAUAUCCAAGACCACGGCCAUGGAAGCUGGCGCGCCCUCCCUCCUAAAGCCGGGCUUCAGAGGUGCGGGAAAAGCUGCAGAUUGCGUUGGACCAACUACUUGCGGCCCGAUAUUAAGAGAGGGAAGUUCAGUUUACACGAAGAGCAGACGAUCAUUCAGCUUCACGCCCUUCUCGGAAACAGGUGGUCUACCAUAGCCAGCCACCUGCCUAAGAGGACUGAUAACGAGAUCAAGAACUACUGGAACACUCAUCUAAAGAAACGCCUUGUCACAAUGGGUAUCGACCCGACCACUCAUAAGCCCAAGAACCACGCCCUCGGCUGCAGCCAACCUAAGGAGAUAGCCAACCUGAGCCACAUGGCACAAUGGGAGAGCGCCCGCCUCGAAGCCGAGGCACGUAUCGUCCGCGAAUCAAAGUCCAACUCCUUCACCUCCCAAACUAUGAGUGGUCCGCCCCCCACCCGCCCGCCUUGCCUCGACAUACUAAAAGUCUGGCAGGGCACAUGGAUGAAGAGAAAAGAAGCCGUCUUCGCCUCCAUCGCCAACCUUGAGUCCCCAACGUCGAUACUCAACUUCUCGGAUAACAACACAAUCCCAAACGUCGUCGGAUUGAUCAACAACACCACCAACUUCGUCGGACCAUGCAAGGGCAUUUUGGGAAAUUCAAUGCAGGUGCAUGAUCCUACCAAUUACACCAACCUACCUGAUUCAUUGAGCUUCUUGGAUGGCUUCGGAGAUCUCCAUGGCUCCGGACAAGGCGAUAAUGUUGUGUUCGAGGACAACAAGGCUAAUAACUACUGGAGCAAUAUUCUGAACGUCGUCAAUUCGCCAAUGGGUUCGCCUGUUUUCUAAACGUCGCCGUUUCAUAUCAUUAAUAUAGUUUUGUGAGUGUGUGUUGUCUUCAUUAGUUAUAUGUUUGUUGAAUUCAGAUUGUGAUAAUUGAUCGAUGCAUGUCGUGUUGGUUAUGAUGAGUCUUCGUUCUGUUUAAUUUCUUGAUUUAUGUGGAUCAUCAAAUUAAUGUAGCAAUAAAAAAAAAUCCAAAAAGCUCUAGUUUAUUGAUUAUAUGCAGCUAGCAGA